AUGGCUUCUACUGUUCCCUCGUUGCCACUCAGCGGCGGCAAGCACGCAGCCGUCAUUAUGACUGGUGUUAUUGGUACUAUUUCGACACUUUCAGUCGCACUCCUCCUUCUCCAUCUCUUCUCCGUCUCUUUCGUUUCCAACCGCGUCAAUGCCAACAAGGAUGAGCGAAUCUUUUUGCGCAUGCAUCUCGGUGCCUUUGUCGUCUGUCUCUUACUCUCCGACUUUGUUCAGGGAAUCUCCGGCAUGUUUCAGCUCGUAUGGGCCAGCCACCGAGCCGUCACGAUGAACAAGCUCUGCACAGCUCAGGCAUCAAUGCUCCUCUUUGGUGACACGGGUACCGCGUUUUGGAACGCCGUAGUCGCCAUUCAUACGUUCUGGACCGUCGUGCUCGGCAAGCGCAUGUCGACUGUCGCAGUCGCCCUGAUCAUUGCUACCGGAUGGACAUUUUGUCUCAUACUCACCGUCAUUGGUCCGCUUGCAAUCCAAACGCCUGAGCGCGGGCCGUUCUUUACAAUUGCUGGAGCGUGGUGCUUCAUCCAGAAUGAAUACUCUAAAGAACGAAUCUACCUACAUUACGUUCCAAUGUUCAUCUCUGCCUUUAUCAUCACCGUCCUCUAUCUUCUAGUCGCCCUCGUCCUCUUCGGCAUAUUAAUCGUUGAUGGCACUAAAUGGCGCUUUCGAGCACCCCCACGCCGCAAAGGCAACGGCAUCCGCGACUUUUUCGGCCAAUUUUCUUGGGGCCGCCUGGGCCUGCGACCAAGUGCGAAUACCAAUACACUCUCGCAUUCAGUUUCCUCGGGAGGCACACGAUCCUUGGGCGUGCCGGGAGUAGGAACGGGCCGUGGCACAAACUCGAUCCGACUUGCCAGCGUCCCCCACCGCUCGACAAACGACCUCCACGAUCCAAUCUCCUCUGUCAAUGGCGUCGCUGUUCAGAGCAUUGACCUCACGAGUGCGCGUCCUGCGACUGGAUCGACUGCGCAUACGCGCGACGACUCGAUGGACCAUGAACGUGGCAGACCGAGCACGGCAAAGAAGAUUAGCCUCCAGCAAACCGACAAGCGGGAACAAAAACAGCAAGCCGCACAAGCGGCAACUCAAAUGUCUGUGGGGCCCAAUCAACCCAACGGCCGGAGUCUGCAGCUCAAGACGUUGGCCAUCAAAAUGUUAUGGUAUCCUGUCGUGUACCUCAUUCUCAUCCUCCCCAUUGCCAUUUCGCGUGUCGAUUCGAGAGUCAAAGUCUCGCUUGACGUUAUGCUCGGCUUUUUGUGUCUGCUCUGGCUGAUGGGCACGGCUAACACGAUCAUUUACGUCUGCACACGCCGUUUGGGUCCGACUCCGUGGGCGAGGAGGAACACCAUGUCGUUUUCGCGCACCAGGAGCAAGUCCGGCGGCGUCGGCGGUGGACGCGUCGAGCGAUUCGAUGCGACUGGGACCUCACGCAGUGUCGCUCCCGUUCAGAUCCUCGUCAACCAGUAUACGCAUCAUGCCACGGAUGAGCAGCUCGUCAAUAUUACGCGCGAAAAGGCGACUUCGUCCAUUGGGAGUGCGUACACGGGACCGGAUGUCCCUAUCGUAGCCAUGACGAAGAACGCGAGUGCCUUUGGUGGACGGGAGAGGAUUCCUUCGGAUAGCAAAGUUGGCUUUGACUUGGAGGAUAAUCGACAGAGCACACCCUACCACCUCCCGCGUACGUCUAUCUAUGGACGUCCACAGCCUGUCCCGAGCGUAGUACCGCAACAACAACAACAACAACAACAACAACAGCAGCAGCAGCAGUCAACAAUAGAGACUAGAUCACCACCACGACCAUUACCUCCACUCCCUACAUCACCACCAGCCACCACGGAAAUCCGCUUUGAAGAACCGCACCCAUACUCUCGCGCACAGUCGCCCUCUCAUCUCAACCGCAGCCUCUCUCACUCGAACGCGCAGACGCAGUCAAGGAGACACGAGGUCGCUGGAUCGUAUUACCUCGACGACGACCAAGACAGCCUCUACGCACCCUCGCAGCUCCGCCGAUACUCGUCGACUGGUCCGCGCGCGUAUUGA
Messenger RNA from Serendipita indica DSM 11827, 2052 nucleotides. NCBI's taxonomy places the organism in Eukaryota, Fungi, Basidiomycota, Agaricomycetes, Sebacinales, Serendipitaceae. The record is from the annotation of a GenBank genome assembly.